AUACAUGAUUGUAUGCUUUAAACAUUCUCUCCUUUAUUGUGAUAAGAUCUAAUACGAACUCUCUUCUAUUCAGUCAGGUCAAUUCAGUGAGGAUAUGAUUCCUACAGUGGGAUUCAACAUGAGAAAAGUUACUAAGGGUAAUGUGACAAUAAAGAUCUGGGAUAUAGGAGGGCAGCCGCGAUUCCGAAGCAUGUGGGAGCGAUAUUGCAGAGGUGUUAAUGCUAUUGUAUAUAUGGUAGAUGCGGCAGAUCGUGAAAAGAUAGAAGCUUCUCGAAAUGAGCUGCAUAACCUUCUAGACAAACCACAGUUACAAGGCAUCCCUGUUCUAGUACUUGGAAACAAGAGAGACCUUCCUAAUGCUCUGGAUGAGAAGCAGCUAAUUGAAAAGAUGAAUCUGGCUGCUAUUCAGGACAGAGAAAUUUGCUGCUAUUCAAUUUCUUGCAAAGAAAAGGAUAAUAUAGAUAUCACGCUUCAGUGGCUUAUUCAACAUUCAAAAUCUAGAAGAAGCUGAAGUCUUCCUGGAAUCUCUCAUCUGGCCAUAAUCUCAGAAAUGUCCACAUCCUCCAUAAUGAAUUACUACCCAAUAGUCCUCUUGUAUCCAAGAAAUGGCCUUUUCCAGUUCAUUUCUCAUGUGCACUGCUGAAGACAUCUAUUCCUGUUCCUAUCACAAAGAAUCAAUUAGAGUUGUCAUGAUAAAGUCAGCACAAAAGAUUUAUUUUACAGCCGUCUGAAGAAUGUGUGUGUGGAGGGUCUUUUUAAAUUAUCUGUACCAUAUUAAAUCAGAGUACCUUUCUGUUCUGGUCUUUCUGGGCCAGAUUUUUAUAUUUGAUUUUUCAGAAAAUGUUGAAGUUUUUAUUUUGUGUGUUCAGUGGCUUGAAGAAGCUGGCACUGCACAGCAUCAAGAUUCUAGUACCAUAUAAGGCAUUUAGAAAACCUUUAAGCAUGACAUGUGAAAUGCUAACUUAUUUUUAUCUCUCAAAUGCAAGUGAGGUGUGUAUUGAAAGAUUUAGAAAUGGAAACUGUCUGCAUAGGGGAGCACUAGGUCAGCUUCACUAAUUCUUCUACAGAUGGGACUUUGUGGUCACUUUUUUUAGACAUCACUUUUCGAAUGAAUUAGAAAAGCAAAAUCUUAUUUGUCCAGAACAUUACUUGUAUCGUCCUUUUUGUUUAGUGUUUUAUGGGGAUGGAAAUGGAAUAUUUUACUAAAAGCUUACAACAGGUGGAGUAUUCUAGCGGAUGAAAGAAUUUGCUACGAGCAUCUCUUUGCCACAAAUGCAUUUUUCUAUCUUCAGACGCUUAAAUGAUCUUUAUCUGAAACAUGAGAACAAAUCUGAGCUGCUCUGUUAGUUUAUUUUGGUAACCAGUCAUACUGCAGACUUUCAGCACUGCACUUGUAAUUUUCUAGUCAGUCUCUCUUGCUCAUGGAAUAGCUAGGCACGAUUUCACCAGUGCUACAGAAUAUCUAGCUAUUGUGACAACUCUAGACCUGCCUGCUUUCUCUGUGUAAUCAUGUGCAAAGUCUACAGGUUGUAAGUUGAAAUGUUUUAUUGUGUCUCAAAGCACAAGAGCCAAUGAAUUGAUCCUGUUUCUUGAUUAGCUUCUACAAUAUAGAGAAAUAUGUAUAAACUAAAGAUUGUAAGAUGUCUUUGUAGCUAUACUUUCUCAGUGACGUCAGUAUAUAUUUAAAGGGACAGACUUGUCGGGACUGGUUUGUUCAUAUAGUAAUGUUAAUGUAGCCCACUGUAUUGUAUACAACUAUUGUGUUGCCUCACACUGUGUGUGAUUCUUUUAAGCAGCACCUAAACAUAGAUUCAGAUGGUGCACUUUUGUCCAUCACAUAACUAAGACAAACCAGUUUUUAAUUGCUAUGGCCUUACUGCUCUGUACCAACUACUGCACUGUGCGCACACACUACAUGUCUCCAUUUACAAACCCAGCUUGUAUUUAGUUGGUCAUUUCAUUCUCUGAAGCAUGGUUUCAAUUAAUCCCAUAGUAGUGUUGGUGCUGUGAAGGAUAUAUUAACUUGCUACUGUAGUCACUAGUUCACUGUGAACUGCUACAGUUACUUUAUUUAGCAACUUUGCUUGUGCCUAAAAUAAGGAAACUGAGCUAGAAUGUGUGACACUUUCUGUGGGGACCAGGUCACUCUUUAGUUAACUGGCCUAUAGCUGAACUUGAUGUGUUUGGUGUGUAUCUACUUGACUGCUUUUAGAAUUUAUGGCAUCCAAACACUACUACCAACUGUUAAUCUGUGCAUUAAUCUCUGCAUGUGAACAAUUUAUAUAAUUACUGGACUUUGUAAAUAAGUGAAUUUUUUUAUUUAGGUGGAUGCAUAUUGUUGGUUUACUGCUCUUCAGCUUUAGUCAAUAAACUUACAUUUUGAGGGUUGUA
Molecule: messenger RNA, 2391 nt
Organism: Pelodiscus sinensis (Chinese soft-shelled turtle)
Lineage: Eukaryota; Metazoa; Chordata; Testudines; Trionychidae
Source: RefSeq, a predicted model, not a curated record